This is a messenger RNA of Talpa occidentalis (Iberian mole), 4040 nucleotides long. It is a transcript of the gene P2RY1, whose product is annotated as purinergic receptor P2Y1. Lineage: Eukaryota; Metazoa; Chordata; Mammalia; Eulipotyphla; Talpidae. Gene Ontology annotation, biological process: platelet activation; relaxation of muscle; phospholipase C-activating G protein-coupled receptor signaling pathway. Bases 634 to 1755 code for a protein of 373 amino acids. Gene Ontology annotation, molecular function: G protein-coupled ATP receptor activity; G protein-coupled ADP receptor activity; A1 adenosine receptor binding. The record is from RefSeq and is a predicted model, not a curated record. The transcript has 2 exons. Gene Ontology annotation, cellular component: plasma membrane.
UGCCCUUUGCACUCCAGACCGAGCUGGGCCUGGAGAAGGGGUCGGGAGUUGCACAGACAGCGAACGGGACGCGAUCCAGACGCUCAAGGGUGCGCAGCGCGCGCGCUUCGAUGGCCCCUAGAGGCUGAGCGCAGGGGGCGCGGAGCAGGCGGCGCUGCCCUCCAGCCGAGCUGCUGGCUUGCAAGGUAGGGAGAAGGAAGCAAGAUGCCCAAACGUUGAUCUUUGCGGGAGGGAGGCAGGGGAGCGCUGCGCAGCGAGUUGGGGCGAGCCUCUGCGUCCCCGCCGCGCGCUCCGGCGCGACCCGCUGCCUCCAGGAAAGCGCAGUCGGAAAGUUGUCCGCGGCGGUGUCCUGCGCUGCCUGUUGUGUAACCUCGGCGCUGCCAGCCGGACGGGGAAGUUGCUGGCCGGCUCCCCAACCCCGGUCUAUCGCGGCUCCGGGAGGAUUUCAUGGCCCGUUGUGAACGAGGGGCUGGAGCCGGUGUGGGCGAGGCCCCGCGCGCCCCCUCCCGCGGGGAUCCCCGACACCCGCGCCCUUCCGCUCUCUGGCUUUUCCGAUGCGCGCUGCGCCCCUCGGCGCCGCCACCCUCUCGCUGCCACUUGCUCGGGGCCGAAGCCUAAGUUGGGGAGGAGAAAAUGACCGAGGUCCUCUGGCCGACCGUCCCCAACGGGACGGACGCUGCCUUCUUGGCUGGCUCAGAGUCGUCUUGGGGGAACAGCACGGUCGGCUCCACCGCCGCAGUGGCCGCCUCCUACAGAUGCGCGCUGACCAAGACGGGCUUCCAGUUCUACUACCUGCCCGCUGUCUACAUCUUGGUGUUCAUCAUCGGCUUUCUGGGCAACAGCGUGGCGAUCUGGAUGUUCGUCUUCCACAUGAAACCGUGGAGUGGCAUCUCCGUGUACAUGUUCAACUUGGCCCUGGCUGACUUCUUGUACGUGUUGACUCUGCCCGCGCUCAUUUUCUAUUAUUUCAAUAAAACAGACUGGAUCUUCGGGGAUGCCAUGUGCAAGCUGCAGAGGUUUAUCUUCCAUGUGAACCUCUACGGCAGCAUCUUGUUCUUGACCUGCAUCAGCGCGCACCGGUACAGCGGCGUGGUGUACCCGCUCAAGUCCCUGGGCAGGCUCAAGAAGAAGAACGCGGUCUACAUCAGCAUCCUGGUGUGGCUCAUUGUGGUGGCGGCCAUCUCCCCCAUCCUGUUCUACUCCGGCACAGGGGUCCGGAAAAACAAAACCAUCACCUGCUAUGAUACCACCUCCGACGAGUACCUGCGCAGCUAUUUCAUCUACAGCAUGUGCACGACCGUGGCCAUGUUCUGUGUGCCCUUGGUGUUGAUUCUGGGCUGUUAUGGAUUAAUUGUGAGAGCUUUGAUUUACAACGACCUGGACAACUCACCUCUGAGAAGGAAAUCAAUUUACUUGGUGAUUAUUGUACUGACUGUUUUCGCUGUGUCUUACAUCCCUUUCCAUGUAAUGAAAACGAUGAAUUUGAGGGCCCGGCUGGAUUUCCAGACCCCAGAAAUGUGUGCUUUCAAUGACAGGGUUUAUGCCACUUACCAGGUGACAAGAGGUCUAGCAAGUCUCAACAGUUGUGUGGACCCCAUUCUCUAUUUCUUGGCAGGGGAUACUUUCAGAAGGAGACUCUCUCGAGCCACCAGGAAAGCUUCCAGAAGAAGUGAAGCAAAUUUGCAGUCCAAGAGUGAAGAUAUGACCCUCAAUAUUUUAUCUGAGUUCAAGCAGAACGGAGAUACAACCUUGUGAAGAUUCAAGAAUCCCCAAACACCCACUUUUGUUACAUGAGCUUUUCUUCUUUAGCUUCAUGCAUCAUGUAGUGGACAAUGCUGACAAGUGGAUGCGUGCCAAAUAGCCACAAGAGUGAUUUCACCAACUCCUUCCAGGCAAAAAGAGGUCUCUGUGAAGAGUCUAUGCUAAUGGUGAUAAUACACAGAGGAGCAAGAUAAGGCAGUGAUCUAGUGCAUGAAAAUCUGAUUCAUGACAUAUGAUAUGAGUAAGUAUUUAGUAAUACAGGCAGAAAUCUGUUAGCAUGUUGAUGAAAGAACAGCUAACAUAGAACUUAACAGUUCACAAAUAUCACACUACAAAACUAUCUUAAUAUCAAAUUCAAGAUGUUUCAUGGCUCACAUUGGCAUCUUUGACUCUUUGAACAUCAGUCGUGUUUGCACUGAAUUGAUGAAAAGACAAACUAAGAAGCUAGGCUUUGGAGUUAGAAACAUGACACUGACCCCUGCCUGCAGUGGAACGCUUGACCCUUUGACCAUUGGCCAUCUUGGACUAAAAGGUUGGAUGACAUCCAUCUGUUGGGGCCUUAGGGCAAAGCAUUGAAGCCAGCCAACCAGAGUGUGAAAUCUGCUACUGUAUAUUCCAGGACUCUUUAAUUCCUCUUCUAGGCUAAAAAUUCUUACAAAGUUAACCAAUUAUGAUGUGGACCUAUGACCAGUAAGUUUUUUAUUUUUAGUCUACUCAUGCAGUAUGCUAAACUGCCUUUGGGUGCAAAGUUGUCAGCGCAUUUAGCAGCUGGAAUUGAACUACUUAUAAUGUUUAAACAUUUGUUAUUAGUUAGAGAUCUAUUGAAGCUUUAACUUGCUUGGUCAAAUUAUGACUAUCAGUAGUAUUUAUUGAUGAAGCUCACAGUCUUUUAGUUGUACAAAUUGAAAACUUUUCUUGAAAGAUCCACUGUUCUGAUGUAAAUUAUAUUUAUUAUUAUGUAUAAUAUGGAUGUGUCACACUGGUAUAUAGUACAUAAUAUGCAUAGAUGAAGAGUUAUUGUAUAUUUUGAUGUUUUUCAAAUGUCAGUAUAUUAAAGUGGUUAAGUAUUCAGAUUUUUUUUAUCUAAAAUGAAAAUUUGUUUUGUGAUACAAGUGAUUCUUUUUUCUCUAAAAAUGCUUUUGCACGUUUAUCUCAUUUUUUUAUUAAGGGUUCUUUCUAUAUAGACACAAUUUUGUGUGAGACUAUCAUAAGAUCAAUAGUACACAAAAAAUACCUUAGCCAGAUUGGGUCUGUAUUAUCUAUAUAUUAUAUGAUAGUAUAGAAAAGUUUAUUGUCUUUUCAGGAACUUUGGAAUUGUGCCCCCAAAUAUGGCCAGAGAUUCCAUUUCCAAAGGCAAAAGACUUGUUAAGAGAUCAAGGUAGAUCUCUUGAGUUUUGGAAGUUGGUGGGGUGGGCACUAUAGAUACAACAUUAAAAUUUAAGGAAAAUCUUUAGAGUGAUGGGGAGAGAAAGAGGCAGCUGGUAUAUUCAGUUCUGCUUCAGAUUUUGUGUUGUGUUUCUUAAUGUGAGAUGGAAUUUCUAAGUAACACACUACCAGCAAGUUCAACACUGCUAUUCAUUUAAAUAUGUUUUCUUUGUUUGGUUGAUAACUUUAAUUCCAAGUUUUAUAAUGAUGACUGUAUAUUAUUUGGCUGCUGGAACCUGUUACAAUUUUUUUAUUCUGUUGUGCAUUGUAUUAUUCACAUCAUUACAAAUUAAUAUGAAGGGGAAUAUGUUACAUAUAAAGAUUUGUGAAUUUGAAUUGUAGUAUGUUUUAGUGCUUUUGCAAAAAUGUUUAUUUUUAUAUUAUAUGUGAUUUUAAUAUAGAUAAUUGAACUAGAUUUCAUUGUGAUUACUAGUGUCAUUGAAUGAGCAGUAUGAAGACAGUGUUACUUGACAUUUGGAGCUUUCUCAGGUUUAUCUAAGUCAGUGAUAACUUGACAAAUUCCAGACUAAUUGUGCAUAAUUGUAUUUCAAGUAAAAGGAAUGUACAUUUCCUAGAAGUUUGCAUGCAAGAAUGUACAGUGUGUGUGUGUGUGUGUGUGUGUGUGUGUGUGUGUGUGUGGGUAAGGCAUGGCAGCCAACUUUGUAUUUGCUAUUUAUAACAGCAGAGCUUUGGUAUAAUCGUGGUCACUAGAAUUGUACCUACUAUAGACAAUUAAAACGGUAAAAGUCUCAAUAAAACUAUGAAAUGUGGUCUGAUGGCUGUUAUAUUAUUAUAGUAUUAAUACUCACAAGUUUCACCAAACUUCAACAUGGACUAUCAGGUGGGCUGAAAAA